AGCAGAAAGGGGAAAGAGAUAGGAACGGGCGCCAUGAGCGGCCCACCCCCUGCCCCAGGCAAUGCCCCAGGCGCUGCGCCAGCCUUGCCCAUGCCGGGCAUGGGCAUGCCCGGCAUGAUGCCGAUGUCCAUGCCAGGAGGCAUGAUGGGCAUGCCCGGGUCGCAGCCACAGCCUGGCAGCGGGUCAGGCGCAGGCCAGUCAUCCGGCUGUCCACAGAUGCCGGGGGGCUGCCCGUCCAUGCCCUCGAUGCCGGGGAUGAUGCCGGGCAUGGGCAUGCCGGGCAUGAUGCCUGGUAUGAUGCCAGGCAUGAACCCGAUGAUGAUGAUGGCCAUGAUGCAGCAGAUGGCCGCGAAGAUGGGAGCGGCUCAGCCGGCCCCCGCCUCGAUGGUCAUGGCCGCGGCAGAGGAGAAGAGGAAAGAGCCUGAGCCGUUCGACAACGAUGAGAUCGAUCCGCAGAUCCAAGAGCUCUGCGACUAUUUCAACAUCGAGGACCGAUGGGUGAAGCGACUGAACGAGACCAUGCGCAAGCGACAAGACACCAAGCAAGAGGACAUUGAGAAGCUCUACGAGGUCCUGGAGCGGGCGCGCAGCCCAACAGGCCUCCUCACCGUGAAGAUCGGAGAGAUGGAGUGCGGUCGCUUUGUCGGCAAGAUCAAGCCAGACAAGGACGUGGAGCGCCUGGCGCGGAAGUUCAAGCUGGACGAGCCGGUGGCCUCGCGGCUCACAGAGUUGGUGCACCGCCGCAAGCAGCAGGGCGAGCCGGACCGCGCGGCGAAGGACCUCGCGACCAUCGAGCAGCACCUGCGCUACUGCAAGCGCACCUCUGCCAUGGCGACGCUCCUGGCAGGGAAGCUCCUGGAGGGCGACGUCGAUGAACUCCCCGACCUCACGGAUGCGGAGCACGUCAUGGAGAAAUAUCGGCUCGACGAGGACGCCAAGUCCAAGCUUCGGGAGAUCAUUGAGAAGAGGGCGGUGGAUGCUCCGCAGGUGCUGCAGCAGAUCAAGAAGCACCUGGACACCUCGGUGAACACCUCCUCCAUGCUCUGCAAGAUCGCCAGGCCCUUGAUCGACAACGAGCACUUGCCAGACCCACCGGAGAGAGGGUCCAAAGGCAAGGGCAAAGGCGACGAGAAAGGCGGUGGCGACCGUGAGCGUGGCGGCGACCGCGACCGCGGGGACCGGGGGGACCGGGACCGGCGCAGGGAUCGGAGCCGAGACCGAGACCGGGACCGAGACCGCCGCCACGGUAGCCGCAGCCGGAGCCGUGACCGACGCCGGGAGGACUAAGCGAAAGGCUGCCCAGAUCCUUCGCCCAGUGGGGUUUUGGGUCGACUCCUUUUUGGUUUGACCGCAUGAACCUCUUACCAAAGAGGCCAAGUGGGUGCAGCCGAAGCGUUUUGGAUCUCAGUGCCGUUCCAGCUGUGGCAGCAACCCGCACAACGCCUUGUGCGGCGGGCUGCUUUCCAUGGCUGCGUUCCAAACACGGCGUUUCACGCUUCUGCGGAUUGCCAGACUUUUGGCCC
Messenger RNA from Effrenium voratum, 1523 nucleotides. Lineage: Eukaryota; Dinophyceae; Suessiales; Symbiodiniaceae. The record is from the annotation of a GenBank genome assembly.